UGGGCAGUAUUGAUUAAAAUUUUGUUUACAACAAGAUUGAAAAUCGUCUCAAAGUGGCCCAUCCUCCCCUACCGAUCGUCCAAACAUGUAUUGGUAUUUUAGAUUUUAACUUGCUGGCAACGUGGCAACACUGACUGUUAACUCACUAUGUCAAUCAAUGUCUUAAGUGGUAAAGUGCUAUGAUAAUUAAUUAUCAGUAAGAUCUGGAGACCCUAAGAAACAGAAGAAGAAGAAGAAGAAUUUUGUUGUGUGGUUAAAUUUAAUCCAUAGAACACCGAUCAGUCGUCGUUGUCCGAAAUGGCAAGAGAUAAGAUAGCAGUACUUUUAAGCAGUUGGAUAGAAACACAGCAUUGUCGAUUUAAAAAAAUGGUUAAAUUUCAUGGGAGAGUUAAUUUGGAGGGCUCCACAUUCUAUGCCUCUUUGAUAAUCAAUAAAGACUACCUAAUAAUUGACCCGGACGAUGAAACAAAGAAUAUCCAUACUUUUAACGCAUCUCGUCUUAACGGUACCCAUGAAUUCAGGACAAAAGGCAUUAAAGUCACAAGGGGAUUUAGAAAAUCUAGUUUCUAUAUUAGGUUGAAAUCAACCAGAGUUCGGGACAUUCUUAUUCAAAAACUUCGAACCUUGAUAGGGGACGAAUCCACAGGCUCAUCUGAAUCUACAGGUACGCCUGAAUCCACAGAGUCUCAAGACCAAGAUAACUAAUUUCAUUAUAAAUGUAGACAUUCAAAUAACGACGCUAUUUUUAUAAAAUGUAUUAGACUUUUAUCAAUAUAGGUAUUUAACUAUA
Zophobas morio is the source of this 790-nucleotide messenger RNA. RefSeq lists its product as uncharacterized. Lineage: Eukaryota; Metazoa; Arthropoda; Insecta; Coleoptera; Tenebrionidae. Bases 298 to 705 code for a protein of 135 amino acids. The record is from RefSeq and is a predicted model, not a curated record. The transcript is spliced from 4 exons.